UACAGCACAGCUUGAGAUUUUAUGCAAUUCAAGGCUUCAAGCUGUACCGGAUAAAAGCAAAACCAAUGAAACAAGGAGAUUUAGAAAUGGUCAGAGCAAAGGGAGAUAACAAUCGCCACCCACAGAAAGCUACAUAUAAAAACAUUCCUGGACAACAUGGAAUUACAAAUAAAAGAACAAUGGAAAGCUGAACAGAAAAUCUGAAGGAAAAUAGAAAAGGAGGGGGGAAAGCGCCAAGUGCCGAAAGCAAGCCAGCCAUUAUCUUAUCUGCAAUUCCCCCACUCUAUAUAAAAAGCCUCUCUCUCUCUAUACUCCGACGCACUGCACGCCAUUAGCCAUCAGCGCGCAGCAGCAAGCUAGCUCUCAGCUUCUCUCGCCUUCUCGAAGCUUCGGCCGCCAUGGCCAACCAGCUCACCGACGAGCAGAUCGCAGAGUUCAAGGAGGCCUUCAGCCUCUUCGACAAGGACGGCGACGGUUCCAUCACCACCAGGGAGCUCGGCACCGUGAUGCGUUCCCUGGGGCAGAACCCCACGGAGGCGGAGCUGCAGGACAUGAUCAGCGAGGUGGACGCCGACCGCAGCGGCAACGUCGACCUGGAGGAGUUCCUCGGCCUGAUGGCGCGCACGCUGAAUGACAAGGAGUCCGAGGAGGAGCUGAUGGAGGCGUUCCGCGUGUUCGACAAGGACCAGAACGGCUUCAUCUCCGCCGCCGAGCUCCGGGGCGUCAUGGCCAACGUCGGCGAGCGGCUCACCGAGGAGGAGGUCGGCGAGAUGGUCCGCGAGGCCGACGUGGACGGCGACGGCCAGAUCAACUACGAGGAGUUCGUCAAGUGCAUGAUGGCCAAGAGGAGGAAGAAGAGGAUAGACGAGAAGAGGGAGCACGGCGGCGGCGGCGGCGGCAAGCAGUCCGACGCGACGGCGGGGAAGCGUGGCCAGAAGUGCGUGAUCCUGUGAUGGCUGGUGCGUACGUGCGAGCGUCUUGUCUGGUUGGGUCGAAGCGUCUGAUCUCCUCGAGGAAUGCAAGCGAUCGAGCGCCUGAGAGUCUCUGGAUCAGGUACAUCAGAUCAAUGUGUGGUUGUAAGAUGGCAAAAAAAAUUGAAGAGAAAUAACACUGGUCAGUGCGCUUAUGCGACCUUAGCCAUCGACUUAGCGAGUGAUGAACGAGGUUGUAUUUGUAAUCUUGUCUUAUUGUUUAUCCGCGUCUCAAGUGUGUGCCUUGUGUUGGAAUUAA
Oryza brachyantha (malo sina) is the source of this 1230-nucleotide messenger RNA. Its product is annotated as calmodulin-like protein 1. Bases 399 to 953 code for a protein of 184 amino acids. The transcript has 3 exons. NCBI's taxonomy places the organism in Eukaryota, Viridiplantae, Streptophyta, Magnoliopsida, Poales, Poaceae. The record is from RefSeq and is a predicted model, not a curated record. Gene Ontology annotation, cellular component: myosin II complex. Gene Ontology annotation, molecular function: calcium ion binding.